Messenger RNA from Aspergillus nidulans FGSC A4, 324 nucleotides. RefSeq names its product COX assembly mitochondrial protein. The coding region runs from base 1 to 324 and encodes 107 amino acids. Gene Ontology annotation, cellular component: mitochondrial inner membrane. The transcript is spliced from 2 exons. The record is from RefSeq and is a predicted model, not a curated record. Lineage: Eukaryota; Fungi; Ascomycota; Eurotiomycetes; Eurotiales; Aspergillaceae.
AUGCAUUCGCAUCUCCAUACCCCAUACAACAUUAACUGCGAGGAGAUCAUGACUGCCCUCGACGAAUGCCACGCAAAAGGCUUCCUGCACAAAGCUCUGGGAAAUUGCAACGAUAUCAAGCGCGACGUGAACAAAUGUCUUGCUGGCGAGCGGUAUGAGCGCGCAAAGCGCAAUCGGGAGGAUGCGCGGGAAAAGAGGAAGCGCAUCGAGAAGAUCUGGGCGGAUGAGAGAGCUGCUGCGCUAGGACCUAGCGCUUGUGAGGGUACUACUUCUCCUGCUGCUGCUGCUGCUGCUGCUGCUGCUGCGGGAAUGGAGAAGCAGUGA